This is a messenger RNA of Aspergillus ibericus CBS 121593, 1423 nucleotides long. Its product is annotated as bZIP transcription factor. The record is from RefSeq and is a predicted model, not a curated record. NCBI's taxonomy places the organism in Eukaryota, Fungi, Ascomycota, Eurotiomycetes, Eurotiales, Aspergillaceae. Gene Ontology annotation, molecular function: DNA-binding transcription factor activity. Gene Ontology annotation, biological process: regulation of DNA-templated transcription. The coding region runs from base 143 to 1423 and encodes 426 amino acids. The transcript has 2 exons.
CAUUUACCCGAGCAGGGAAUUGAGACUGCUGACCUGGCAGACAUUCUGACAUGAUCAGGCUCAGACCCUCAUACUACGUUAGCUAUUGAUCUGACAUCUACAACUUGAUUGCUAUUAUUUCUCGUUAUCUCACAGACUCCAAAUGAUAACAUCAUCUACCUGUAUACCGUCUAGACCAAGCCAUAUGCAUCAUACUAUCGACACAGCUGCAGACCGCCUCAGCAUGGUACAUCCCCAUUGCACUGCAAGGAUGACCAGAACGAAGUGUACUGAUUACCAUCCACACUCUAUCACAAUCAUCCGUCCUCGACAGGCAUCCUACUGCCACGCCCAUCCAUCCACCACGCACGCACGGCCGUGCACAACUUAUGCCAAUCUCCGCUGCAUAACCUCACCACGGUCCAUCGCAUCCCAUCGACAACCUCAAUCCAUCCCUAUUCCACCCAGCAACACCAUGUCCAACUCCAGCCUCUCCUCAGCAGAGAAAAAACGUCUACGCGACCGUCGCGCCCAACAAACCCUGCGCAACAAGAAGCAGCAAUACAUCACGCAGCUAGAAGAGCAAGUGGCGCAUUGCGAACGCUACCACGACGACAGCAGCACGCAGCAUCUACUGCAGGUGAUUGAGGGACUGCAGCGACAGAAUGAGAUCCUUCGCAAGCGACAAGAGGGGUUGAAAGCGAUUGUCGAGUCGUGGGAAUCACCACCACCACCACCACCACCACCGAUACAACUCGCCACCAUCACCACAACCAGCAUAUCAAAACCGAACAUCACCCCCAGCCCAUCCCCCACAGAAUCCCUCUGGUCUCUCCCCCCCCUGCACUCCGACCUCCCCUCCGCCCCCUCCCUCACCUGGCUCACCCUCCCCCCGCACCUAAUCACCACCUCCCCCCCCUCCCCGCACCCCCUCGACCUCCUCUACGGCACACACACCAACCCCCUCGCCCAUGCCAUCCACACGACCUCCCUCCGUCGCCCCCUCCGCGACCCCGAACGUCUCGCCUUCGGCUGGCUCAGCUACCACUACGUGAAAUGGCUCUUCGCCCCGUCCCCCACCACCUUCGCUCUCCUCCCGACCUUCCUGCACCCGGUCCCGGAACAACACUCCAUCCCGCACCCGGCCUGUCUCGAUCUGAUUGUUUGGCCGGAGGUCCGGGUGACGCUCAUCCGGGAGUGGGGGACGUAUGCGGGGGCGAAGGAGGAUUUGUUUGGGUUUCUGGCGUGUUGUUUGAAGGUCCGUUGGCCGUGGGGGGAGGCGGUGUUGGAGCGGGAUGAGGGGAAUGAGUUGGUGAUGAGGGGGGAGUUUCGGGAGAGGUUUAUGGUCCGGGAGGGGUGGGGGAUUACGAGGGAGUUUGUGCGCUGGUUUCCGGGGGUGGUGAAGGGGGUCGAGUUGGGGGAGGUGGUGGUUGAGGUUGGGUGA